This is a messenger RNA of Oxyura jamaicensis (ruddy duck), 905 nucleotides long. RefSeq names its product ubiquitin carboxyl-terminal hydrolase 17-like protein 22. The transcript has a single exon. The annotation marks the transcript as partial. Gene Ontology annotation, cellular component: nucleus; cytosol. Gene Ontology annotation, molecular function: cysteine-type deubiquitinase activity; cysteine-type endopeptidase activity. Lineage: Eukaryota; Metazoa; Chordata; Aves; Anseriformes; Anatidae. The record is from RefSeq and is a predicted model, not a curated record. Gene Ontology annotation, biological process: protein deubiquitination; regulation of apoptotic process.
CUUGUAUUGAAGAGAUUCUCCGAUGUCACAGGCAACAAGAUUGCCAAGAAUGUGCAAUAUCCUGAGUGCCUUGACAUGCAGCCAUACAUGUCUCAGCAGAACACAGGACCUCUCGUCUAUGUCCUCUAUGCUGUGCUGGUCCACGCUGGGUGGAGUUGUCACAACGGACAUUACUUCUCUUAUGUCAAAGCUCAAGAAGGCCAGUGGUAUAAAAUGGAUGAUGCCGAGGUCACCGCCUCUAGCAUCACUUCUGUCCUGACUCAACAGGCCUACGUCCUCUUUUACAUCCAGAAGAGUGAAUGGGAAAGACACAGUGAGAGUGUGUCAAGAGGCAGGGAACCAAGAGCCCUUGGCGCAGAAGACACAGACAGGCGAGCAACGCAAGGAGAGCUCAAGAGAGACCACCCCUGCCUCCAGGCCCCCGAGUUGGACGAGCACUUGGUGGAAAGAGCCACUCAGGAAAGCACCUUAGACCACUGGAAAUUCCUUCAAGAGCAAAACAAAACGAAGCCUGAGUUCAACGUCAGAAAAGUCGAAGGUACCCUGCCUCCCGACGUACUUGUGAUUCAUCAAUCAAAAUACAAGUGUGGGAUGAAGAACCAUCAUCCUGAACAGCAAAGCUCCCUGCUAAACCUCUCUUCGACGACCCCGACACAUCAGGAGUCCAUGAACACUGGCACACUCGCUUCCCUGCGAGGGAGGGCCAGGAGAUCCAAAGGGAAGAACAAACACAGCAAGAGGGCUCUGCUUGUGUGCCAGUGAUCUCAGUGGAAGUACCGACCCACACGUAGGGGUGCACACACACACGCACACACACAGACACACACAUAACUACACCCAGAAGCGCGCACGCAAACACACACACACCCACACAAACACGAACACCGUCAAUCCUACAUAAACUA